UGAGCCGGGCCGCCCCCGCCGGCCCUCCGCGCCCGGUCGGCAGCAGGGCGCACAGCCAGGCCGGCGGCUCCCGAAGCAACCGGGCGAGCGCAGCAGAGACCCGCGUCACCUCGCGUCACCCCGCCCCGCCUGCUUCCCAGGCCCACGUCCCGCCCCACGCGCAGGCGCACGGCCGCUUUUCGGGUCCGCCCUUUUUCGAGAUUUGAAUUUCCCCCUGCAAAUCGAGAGGCAAAAUACCCGUAUGGUGAUCGCUGGCCUUUUCGCGCCAAUACUGAAAAAGGCAGAACGGUCCUCCACUCGUGCCAGCCAAUCAGCAGGGCUCCUGCCUUCCUCCGGGGCAAGGUCGCAGCAUCUGCGUCGGAAAUCACGGGACGUCUUCCUGCUGGCUCAGCUGGGAAGCCAAGGAGUGUUUUUCAAAAGCUGUUUAUCUGAAUUCUGAAAUCGCAGCGGCUGCUGGCUGCUGCUCUUUUAAGCUGUCUGCCCCAGGUCACACUGAGGGUUCCAGAUGAAGCCGGAGUCGGGGCAGGCCCUCUUCCACGUGGCCGUGGCAGGCUGCCUCUGUGCUGCCACCGUCUAUACAGGCGUUUUCGAGGGCGUCUUCGUCCAAGUGGGCUAUGAGCACUACGCAGAAGUGCCCGUGGCCGGCCUGCCAGCCUUCCUGGCCAUGCCCUUCAACUCACUUGUGAACUUGGCCUACGUGCUUCUGGGUGUGUACUGGCUGCGGAGGAACAGCAGCGCCCCAGGGUGCCCGGCGGAGAUGGGGAGGGCCGGCUACCUGAAAGCCGUCUUCGCGGGCAUGGCGCUGCUCUACGGCCCCGUGCAGUGGCUGCGCAUCUGGACCCAGACGCAGCCGGCCGCGGUGCUUGACCAGUGGCUCACUUUGCCCAUCUUCGCGUGGCCGCUGGCCUGGUGCUUCUACCUAGACAGGGGCUGGAAGCCCUGGUUGUUCCUGUCCAUCGAGUGCCUCUCCCUGGCCAGUUACGGCCUUGCACUGCUGCACCCCCGCGGGUUCGAGGUCACGCUGGGUGUUCACGUGGUGGCCACCGUGGGGCAGGCCCUGCGUGCCCACCGGCGGUAUGGCAGCACCUCCUCGGCCACCUACCUAGCUCUAGGAGUGCUCUCCUGCCUGGGCUUCAUGGUCCUCAAGCUGUGUGACCAUCAGCUCGCACGGUGGCAUCUCUUCCAGUGCCUCACAGGCCACUUCUGGUCCAAGGUCUGUGACGUGCUCCAGUUCCACUUUGCGUUUUUGUUUCUGACAAAUUUAAGCACUUGCCAACGACUCCAUCCUAAGGGGAAGGCACAUUAAAGUGUGGAAAGAAGCUAUUAAUACUUAAAACUGAUGACCCCCCCCAUUGAAAUGGACUGUCAGAUGACACUCUGUUACCAGUGCUGGUGUCCUGGGUGUGAUAAUAUAUGAUGAUUACACCAAAGACUGUCCUUCCUUUAGAAGUGACAAGCUUCAGUACUCAGGCGUGAAGCGUGAUGACCUCUACAGCUUACUUUCAAAGACGUAAAGCAAAGAUCUAGGUGCAGGAUGUGUACAAGCUCCUCAUACUAUUCUCGCAACUUUUCUGUGGUUUGAAAUGUUUCGAAAUAAAGCAUCAGGGAAUGGUGGAAAUAACCCCAAGAAAUCCGUCAUGCUCGCAG
Messenger RNA from Lemur catta (Ring-tailed lemur), 1647 nucleotides. It is a transcript of the gene TMEM187, whose product is annotated as transmembrane protein 187. Gene Ontology annotation, cellular component: transport vesicle. The record is from RefSeq and is a predicted model, not a curated record. Lineage: Eukaryota; Metazoa; Chordata; Mammalia; Primates; Lemuridae. Bases 506 to 1306 code for a protein of 266 amino acids. The transcript has 2 exons.